AUGUCAAUACCAAAAGUGGUAACCCCGAGCUACACUCGGGCUUACCAUGCAGCGUUGCAUAGGGAGUCCCUGCAGCACUUACCUUGUCCUUCACUCCCACGAUGUGUCCCCUGCAGCAUCCCUGGCCAUCUCCUCCGGCCGAUUCCGGCAUCCGGCUUCUUCCGUGUUUCGGUCCCUGUGACAUCGGGACAUACGGGUGCCGGAACUGGCGGCAAAUUUGAAAUUUUUAAAAAAUUUAAUUUUUUUAAAAAUGAUUAUUACAUAUGCUUUGUCCUGUGCCCUGCCUGCAUUUUGACUGUUCUUUCU
Molecule: messenger RNA, 306 nt
Organism: Staurois parvus
Lineage: Eukaryota; Metazoa; Chordata; Amphibia; Anura; Ranidae
Source: the annotation of a GenBank genome assembly